Molecule: messenger RNA, 2344 nt
Organism: Arachis ipaensis
Lineage: Eukaryota; Viridiplantae; Streptophyta; Magnoliopsida; Fabales; Fabaceae
Biological process (GO): DNA replication
Cellular component (GO): replication fork
Source: RefSeq, a predicted model, not a curated record
GCCAAAAUCAUACCAAGCAAUUUAAAAACUUCCCUUUUUUCAUUCUCCUGCUGUGUGUUAUGCAUUUAUUAUUUUUCCUUUAUCACCAUGGCAAAAUAGUUUGCGAUGUAACUCUCUUCUAUUUUGUUUUUAGGUUUCCAGCGUUCCAUCGAUGAGAUUAAGUCUACCACGCUUGCCAAAAUUGAAAAACUUCUGCAGCCGAACGGUAGGACCCUAAAAGAAUUUACUGACAUGCCAUUUCCUGAUUCGGUAGAUUCGACUGACCCUCCCGACACAGUCUUCUUUGAUGAGCUCAAUUUUGAUAAGACAGAGUUGGAAAGUAUUUCUGUCGAUUUGGUUUCCUGCUUGAAUCGAGACCAGCGUGUUGCAUUCGACACAAUAGCCAAUGCAGUCAGUCGUGGCACUAGUGGUUUUUUCUUUGUUUGUGGAUAUGGUAGAACUGGGAAGACUUUUCUAUGAAAUGCAUUGUCUGCUUCAAUAAGGUCGAAGGGUCAUAUUGUUCUCAACGUGGCAUCCAGUGGCAUUGCAGCGCUGUUGUUGCCUAAUGGGCGAAUUGCUUAUUCACGCUUUAAGGUUCCACUCAGUGUUAACCAAUACUCCAUUUGUAAUAUAAGGCAAGGCACACCCCUCGCGCAUCUUAUUUCAUCUGCAAAAUUAAUUAUAUGGGAUGAAGCACCAAUGUUAAAUAAAUUUUACUUUGAAGCGCUCGACAAGUGCCUUAAGGAUGUUCUUUGUUUUGAUCAUGGAUAUAAUCCUAAUGCUUCAUUCGGUGGAAAAACUGUUGUUCUAGGAGAUAAUUUUCGUCAGAUAUUGUCUGUGAUUCCUCGUGGUUCCUGGGAGGAGAUUGUUUAUUCGUGUAUUAAUGCUUCAAACCUGUGGCAAUGUUGCCAAGUGUUGUAAUUGACUGAAAACAUGAGGCUGGGUCAUGGUUCGCAAGAUAUCCACAAUGUACAGUUAGAGGAAUUUGUUGACUGGCUGCUUCAAAUAGGUGACGGGUUACUCGGAGACAGUACCGAUGGCGAAUCAGUUAUUAGAAUACCCAACAACUUGCUACUGGAUAUUGAGUCUCUGUGUCUGCGUGAUUUGGUGUUGUUUGUUUAUCCUGACAUUUUACUCCAUUCUUCUAGCGUGGAUUAUUUUAAGGGCAGCAGUAUAUUAGCACCAACACUUGAUGUUAUUACUGAAGUUAACAAUCAUGUGAUGUCUUUGAUCCCUGGCAAGGAGAGAGUUUACUUGAGCUCUGAUACACUACUUAAUGAAGAUGGUCACUUGGAAUCUGAAUUAUAUACAAUGAGCAUAGAGUCGUUGAAUGCAUUGAAUUGUUCUGGAAUUCCCCAACACAUGUUAGUUCUUAAAAUUGGUGUUCCUGUGAUGCUUCUUCGCAAUAUUGACCAAUCCAAUGGACUAUGCAACGGUACGCGAAUGCAAGUUAGACGUCUCGGCGACCAUUUCAUUGAGUGUGUCAUAUUAGCAGGUCGUAAUACUGGUGAGGUUGUCUUUAUUCCCAAGAUGAACAUGGCCCCUAAUAAUGAGACAUUAUCAAUCAGGUUUACUCGACGACAAUUUCCGGUUGCGCUUUGCUUUGCAAUGACCAUAAACAAGUCCCAAGGACAAACACUGUCAACUAUUGGCGUGUAUCUUCCAAGACCUGUUUUCACUCAUGGUCAGCUUUAUGUUACACUCUCUCAGGUCAGUAUGCAUUAUGGACUGAAGAUAUUAUCUGUUGGCUCUAACGGCACAGUCUCAAAUCAUACUAUUAAUGUUGUCUAUAGAGAGGUUUUUACCGGCUUACUACCUUUCAUUCUACCUUGAAUGGUAUGUUUGUUGUGUGGCUCUUUGCUCAUCUUCUCAAGAUGUUAUUUGCAUUCCGUAUCCCUAAUACUUAUGUUAAUUCUUAUGAAUAUGCUAUUGUUGAAUAUUGCAGCAACUGAACAUUGUUCUUUAUGCUCAGUAGCCAUUUCUUUUAUGUCCCUGUACCCGGCACGGGUCUUAAAACUAGUAUUAAUACAUGGAUCAGAAUCUAGAAUUCAUCAUCAGGAUCAUAAAUGACUUUCUUCUUACAAGAGUGUUCCGCCACCACUUCCUCCUUUCUUUAUGGAGUUUAAGAUUUUUUUGUACACACUUGUUAUAAGGUUGUCUCUAUAUGUUGCAUUGUAGCCAUAUGGUCCUUUGAUGAUACAUCGAAUUCUGCAAAGAUUAUUGGCAUUCCCAGAUGCUUUUCUGCGUCUUCUAUAUGGGAUUGCAUCUAUAAUAUUACGAAUUUUAGAUGGUUUUCAAAAAUUUGCUGUGAGAUCCUUCAAUUUUCGUAAUUCAUAAUUAAGGAGUUAUUACAAGAUAUACUAUU